Zalophus californianus (California sea lion) is the source of this 114-nucleotide messenger RNA. Its product is annotated as dolichyl-diphosphooligosaccharide--protein glycosyltransferase subunit 4-like. Bases 1 to 114 code for a protein of 37 amino acids. The transcript has a single exon. The record is from RefSeq and is a predicted model, not a curated record. NCBI's taxonomy places the organism in Eukaryota, Metazoa, Chordata, Mammalia, Carnivora, Otariidae. Gene Ontology annotation, cellular component: oligosaccharyltransferase complex.
AUGAUCACAGAUGUGCGGCUCGCCAUCUUCACCAACAAGCUGGGCAUGUCACUCUUCCUGCUUGUCGUUCUCUAUCACUAUGUGGUUGUCAACAAUCCCAAGAAGCAGGAAUGA